Molecule: messenger RNA, 2266 nt
Organism: Salarias fasciatus (jewelled blenny)
Lineage: Eukaryota; Metazoa; Chordata; Actinopteri; Blenniiformes; Blenniidae
Gene: hs3st3b1a
Product: heparan sulfate (glucosamine) 3-O-sulfotransferase 3B1a
Exons: 2
Coding region: 106-1191 (361 amino acids)
Molecular function (GO): [heparan sulfate]-glucosamine 3-sulfotransferase activity
Source: RefSeq, a predicted model, not a curated record
UGCGCACGGAUUGCUCGGAGUUUGCGCCAUGCAACAGCAGUGAGGCGGCUUUGCCCCCAAAAUAAUGCCCGUUACCUGGAAUACAACUUUUUCCACAGCAGCCUCAUGGAGUGUAGAGUGGUCGUAGACACUUUACGCGUUUUCUCGUCCUCUCGCGGCAGAUUCAAACUGUUUCUGUUCUGCAUCGUGCUGUGCCUUUGUGGGUAUUUGCUGUAUUCCUAUUUCGACUACAUUUCUGCUGCGCGGAGCCUGACGCACGAGAGGCAAAGAGCCGCUUUUGACAACCAGCACAUGUCCAGGGGUUUACUGAACAACAACGAUGCGGACGCCGCCGGGGAGGAGUGGGACGAAGUCAACGGCGAGGUGUCGGAGGACGAAGCCGCGUCCGAUCGCUCCAAGGGGCCCUUGAGCAAAAAGUUUCCGCAGGCGAUCAUCAUCGGCGUGAAGAAAGGAGGGACCCGCGCGCUCCUGGAGUAUCUGCGCCUGCACCCGGACAUCGCCGCCGCGUCGGGACCGGAGCCGCACUUCUUCAACCGCAACUACGACAAGGGACUGGAGUGGUACAGGAGCCUGAUGCCCAAAUCGACAGAACACCAACUGACAAUAGAGAAGACUCCAGGUUACUUCAUUUCCAAGGAGGCUCCUGCUCGGAUCCACGCCAUGUCCAAAUCGAUGAAGCUGAUCGUUGUCGUCCGGGAACCCGUCACCCGGGCCAUCUCAGACUACACCCAGAUUCUCAACAAGAAUCCCGGCAUGCCCUCCUUCGAGAGCAUGACCUUUAAGAACAUGUCAGCCGGUGGGAUCGACACCGAGUGGAGCGCCAUCCAGAUCGGCCUCUAUGCCAAGCACCUGAUGAACUGGAUCCAGUACUUCCCCUUGAAGCAGCUGCUGGUCGUCAGCGGAGACCGUCUGGUCACCGACCCCGCGGACGAAGUCGGCCGCGUCCAGGACUUUCUUGGAGUCCGGAAGUUGAUCACAGAGAAGAACUUUUUCUUUGACCCAGAUAAAGGCUUCUACUGCCUCAAAAAGGCCGAAGAAGACUACAGCGUCUCACACUGUUUGGGAAAAACCAAGGGCCGAACGCAUCCAAACAUCAUGCCAGAGGUGAUCCAGAAGCUGAAGCAGUUUUAUAAGCCCUCGAACAAGAUUUUUUACCAAAUGGUUGGUCAGGACUUUGGUUGGGACGAAUGAACUGAGGUGGUUGGAACACCCUGGUGUGUGGUUUUUAUUUGUUUUUUUACUUGUCAGUCGGGGAGAAAUAGUUUUACAGUAUCUGUGCAGUAUUGGUGGUAUGUAAAAAAAACAAAACAAACUCAGAGGUCUAUUUUAUGAUAAUUUAUUGUUAUGAUAUGAACUCACAAAGCUGCCUAAUCAGGGGUAUUCAUUCAUUCUGGUGACGUACGUGAACAUCUUUCUCAAAGCACAGUGUCUUUACAGGUAUUCUGAUCAGGGUCACCAUCCCGUUUUUCUCUGGGAUGUUUUGGGGCUUUGGGUCUCUAAAGCUGAGGUCUAUCUUACUAAAUGCCGGGUGAUGUCCUCUCAACAUUCGUAAUGACGCUCAGAGGUCUGUGGGCCCUCGUAGUCAAGUCGAAGCGGAACCAGUGCGACUUGCCAAGUGGAUCAAUACAGUACCGGCUCCUCAUCAUAACAAUCAGACCUGAGUGAUGGUCCUGCCUUAGUCUCUCGAGGAUUUCUAUAAAACAUUGAACCAUUAAUGGUAGCAAGUUCAUGGCUGACCCUUGAGUCAAAUUCAGGUUAAGAUAAGAAUUUCCAUUUCCAUUUCAUGGCAAUAUUUCUACAGCGUGUCGUUAAUGGGAAUCCAAAACAGUCUGGGUUUUUUUUUUUUUUUUUAUACAGAUGCUCUUUUUUUUAAAACCCCAACCAAAAAAGGGAUCCUCAGAAAAAAGCCAUCUCUCUAUUUACAUUCACAGCUCACCUCCUCCAGGUGACGUGUUAAUUGGACCCUUUCCCAAAACGCCGCAGUUUCCAGAGUGAAAAACAACAUUCCCUUUUAUAAUUCCAGUGAUAACUGAAGCAGCCACACCAUACUCACUUCCUGAUUUAUGAUAAAGGUUGAGUUUUAUUCAGCUUUCUUGAAACAUGAAUUGAACAGCACUUGGAACAUCGUUCUGUUAUCCCAUGAAAGAUGUACUGCAGCCGUGUUGUAGAGGCACUAUUUUUCUGUAUGCAUUGCUUUGCAAACACUGAAAUGAAGCGGGUUUGACUGAGGCGUGGAUUAAAUGGUUCAGUCAUUUAUAUGAAGUAA